GGCCUGCCCUGUGAGGCGGCGGCGCACUACAAGCCCCACAACGCCCUUCGGGCCGCGGGCAUGCGCCGCCAUCUCCAGGGCCACCGCCACCGCCGGAGGGGGCGGUCGGGGCGGCUCGGCUCGGCUCGGCUCGGCUCGGUGGCAGCCCCAAAAAACAGACCUUCGCUGGUUGUGGCAGGACGUGCUCCCUCCUGUGUCAGCGCACCACCGGCUCCAACACUGCCCUGCAGCUGCCUCUCCCGUCCUGGCAGAGAACUGCAGGGGAAGAAGAGGAGUGGGGAGUGCUCGUUCCCGUGCAAAACGUAGCUUUAAGGUGUCUUCUUUUGUCCUUCCUCCCGUGAAAGAGGGGCAGCAGCGGAUAGCCUUUCCUUUUAUUUAGCAACACCAGGAAAGCUGUGACAGAGAUGAGAAGAAAAGCCAGUUCUUGGAUCCCAACUCCCCCUCCUCGCGAUCAGGAGAGCUGCCUUCUAGCAACUUCUGCUUUCGGCAUGAAUGAAGGAGCCUCUCCUGGGUAUCUGAGAGCAGACGGAUGGGACAGCGUGCUCCUACUUGUUCUGCCACUCCCCAAGGUUUUAGUUCCCCGAGGUGUUCGCUGCAGGCAUCAGCCCGUUCCUGUCCGUUUUCCCCCGUUCCCUUCCAUCACAAGCAGCUCUCAGCGAAGCAGCGUGAGCCAAGAUCCGCGGAUCAGCAACGAGAAGCAGGAGCGGAGAUGAAUUCCUCCAGCGCUGCUGGCUUUCAAUAUUUAUUCCCGGCACUUGGUCAGCCAAAGCUCAUUCACUUCCUUGCACUUAGCUGAAGUGAUGGCAAGAGCUGCAGCCGGGGAGGAGGUGGAGGAGGGCCUUGCAGGAGGUUUUUUUUUUAUUAUUAAAAAGCUGAGCUGUGCAUUUGUAGCUGUUUCUUGCAACUUGCACCCAGGACAAGAUCAGGUUUAAAUCACUGCGGAGGAAAUUGAGGCUGAGCUUUGGGAAGGGGUCUGUGCUAACCCUUCGUGCCUUCAUUGCUACAGCUUGGCAGGAGAGAUUGAUAAGCAUUAAAAAUGGGAUAUAUGAGUGUCUUUUGGGGAUGGUUUAGGGGGAGCUGACCUUGCCCUGAUAAUUAGAUGGCUACAUGACCGCUCUGUGUCCCUUCCCCUUCCUUGUCCAUGGCUGAAAUAGCACCUCUUAAAUUCGCUGCUUGCUUUUAGGGAGUUGCUAAACAAAGCAGUUUUUCAGACCAGCUUGCCAGAGGAGGUGGACUUCAUUUCUAUUUCAUUGGAGUCGUUACAGCUGCUCCGAAAUUGAAAUGAAUUUGUUGCUCAGCUCCCCAGGGACCACCGCUCGAGCCUGCACAGCUCGCAGCGAGUGCUCGCUUCUCCGGCGUUAUUCAGUCUCCCGGGUGUUUCCAGCUCUCCCUUCAGACAGAGAUCCCGCAGGCUGGAGGGAUCCCUUUGAACCCCACUGAACUGGGCAGUAGAGAAGUGUUGGCGUUUGUCCUAAAUCUACCUUCCUCUCCUCCUUCUCUUCUCCCUGGCAUGUAAGAGCAAGCAUCUCUGGGUUAAAAUCCUAAAGGACCACUGCUCGGGAUGUCAGAGCGCGUUGCUUUUUUCCCCUCCCUCCCAACUUGCAUCAAAGGGAGUUUAAAUUGCUACUCGGAGUUUAAAAACUGCAAUUAGGAGCAGACUAAUCAGGGGCGUCCCGAUGAGAAAUCUCUUCCUGCGGCUCCCCAGGAGUCGUGGCUGCAGUUUUAUCUCCAGCCUGGCCAGCAGCGAGCCUUGAUGCAUAAUGAAAAUCGGAGCCCAUGAAUACUGUAGGCGGAUCGAUAUCUCAGCUGAAGUUCGCAGCAGAAAAUACAAUCGAUGCUCUUACACAAGCCAGGAGUGUUUCUGGACAGGAGGAGAACAGCGGCAAGUCCCCCCCCCGCCUCCAGUAAAAUAACACCAAGCAUUAUGUUCACCAGCUCACCUUUCAAAUCGUGGAUCAAAAUCUGCCCUUGGCUGUGCUCCUCGUGCUGCUGUUACCUGCUGCUAGCUACAGCUGAGGCGAGAGGCAGAGCUGGAUAAAGGUGGCUGGGCACAAGGACCAGGAAAAGGAGCUGGCUCACCCAAGUCCUCUGUCUUUGCCUCCACCAUGCCAAGGAGUGCUGAUGAUGUGCUCCCUCCCCGUCGCCUUCCCCGCCUGUCGUCCUGCUAGGAGCCAGCUCCAGAAUGAACAUAGCGGCGGUGUUUAACGCCCUGCUCGUGUCUGUCCUCGCUGCCCUGCUCUGGAAGUACAUCAAGCUGCGAGAGCAUGCCUUCCUGGUCGAGGAGGAGCUGGUCCUCACGCGCCAGUCCCAGGAGCUCUCUCAGGUGCAGAUCGACUACCAGGCGGCUCUCCAGGCGCUGCUGGAGGACGGGACCAGGAUGGUGUGCACGGGCAGGAUGCACACCGACCGCCUCUGCCGCUUCCAGUCCCUCUGCUACUCCACCGAGGCUGAGGAGUUCAUCUACUUCCACAGCAACGCCUCGGUCAUGCUGCCCAACCUGGGCUCCCGGCGCUUCCAGCCCGCUCUGCUCGACCUCUCCUCGGUGGAAGACCACAACACGCAGUACUUCAACUUCGUGGAGCUGCCUGCCGCCGCUCUGAAGUUUAUGCCGAAGCCGGUCUUCGUGCCCGACGUGGCGCUGAUCGCCAACAGGUUCAACCCCGACAACCUGAUGCACGUCUUCCACGACGACCUCCUCCCCAUCUAUUACACCAUGCAGCAGUUCAGUGACCUGGGCGCGGAGGCGCGGCUCUUCUUCAUGGAAGGGUGGAGCGAAGGCGCUCACUUUGACCUCUACAAGUUGCUGAGUAACAAGCAGCCGCUCCUCAGGGAGCAGCUGAAAACCUUGGGCAGGCUCCUCUGCUUUACCAAAUCCUACGUGGGGCUGUCCAAAAUCACCACCUGGUACCAGUACGGCUUUGUCCAGCCGCAGGGGCCGAAGGCCAACAUCUUGGUUUCUGGCAACGAGAUCAGGCAGUUCACCAAAUUCCUGAUGCAGAAGCUGAACGUCAGCCUGGAGGAGAGCUCCGGCGAGGAGUACAUCGUGGUGUUCAGCCGAACGAUCAACAGGCUGAUCCUCAACGAGGCGGAACUAAUCCUGGCGCUGGCCCAGGAGUUUCAGAUGAAAACCAUCACCGUCUCUCUGGAGGAGCAUUCGUUCUCUGACAUCGUCCGGCUGAUCAGCAACGCCUCCAUGCUGGUCAGCAUGCACGGGGCCCAGCUCGUCACCUCGCUCUUCCUGCCCAGAGGGGCCGCGGUGGUGGAGCUCUUCCCUUACGCUAUCAACCCCGAACACUACACCCCGUACAAAACCCUGGCGACCCUUCCCGGCAUGGACCUGCAGUACGUCGCCUGGCAGAACACCGCCAGGGAAGACACCGUCACCUACCCCGACAGGCCUUGGGACCAGGGGGGGAUCGCUCACCUGGACAAAGCUGAGCAGGAGCGCAUCAUGAGGAGCACCGAGGUGCCGCGGCACCUCUGCUGCCGCAACCCCGAGUGGCUGUUCCGUGCCUACCAGGACACGAAGGUGGACAUCCCUGCCCUCCUCCAGGUCAUCAGGCAGGCCGUGAAGUCUAAGCCCGGGCCCAAGAAGCAGAAGUGGGCUGGGGGCCUCUACCCCGGCAAGGUGAGGGAUGCCAAGUGUCAAGCCUCCGUCCAGGGCACGAGUGAAGCCAAGCUUUCCGUGUCCUGGCAGAUCCCCUGGAACCUCAAGUAUCUGAAGGUCAGAGAAGUGAAAUACGAAGUGUGGAUACAAGAGCAAGGGGAAAACACUUACAUGCCUUAUAUAUUGUCCCAUCAGAAUCACACCUUCUCAGAAAACAUUAAGCCCUUCACCAUAUACCUGGUGUGGAUACGCUGCAUCUUCAACAAAAAUCUCCUGGGACCUUUUGCAGAUGUGCUCUUGUGUAGUACAUAACCUGGAGCUCUACCUGGACAGCUCUGCCCUGCUCUCCGCUCCACCCGUGGUUUAUAAACCUACUUUGUAGAGGGCUCAAGAGGACUAGGCUGUACCAGUGCCUGAGCGUCCAUCUGAUUGCACUCUGUGUGUGUGCGUGUGUGUUCUUUCAAUGGUAUUUAUUUCCCGUGAGUGUUCAAAGAAAACUGUUCUUCGGAGAACUUCCAGGGGUCAGAUUACGCGAUGAACACGUGUAAUUGAAAACAGAAUGGAAGCGAAUCGUGUGUACCUCGGUCGUGAUUUGAAUUUGUUUCUAUCGUGUCGUGAGUAUCUAAGCACAGCGUUAAUCCGCGGUUAAUUCCGUGGCUAGGUGGGCAAUUCUCAUCAGCUUUUUCACUGUAAGUUAUUUUUUUUUCCAAUAACUCUGUCUGUAAGUUUGAGUUAAAGGUUUGGUACGAGAGCUUUCAUUAAACUGCUGUAAACCUC
Molecule: messenger RNA, 4384 nt
Organism: Anas platyrhynchos (mallard)
Lineage: Eukaryota; Metazoa; Chordata; Aves; Anseriformes; Anatidae
Gene: POMGNT2
Product: protein O-linked mannose N-acetylglucosaminyltransferase 2 (beta 1,4-)
Biological process (GO): protein O-linked glycosylation via mannose
Cellular component (GO): endoplasmic reticulum
Molecular function (GO): protein O-acetylglucosaminyltransferase activity; protein binding
Source: RefSeq, a predicted model, not a curated record